UAUACAUUUAUAUAAAUAUAUAAUCUUUUCUGAGAGCACACCUCUCUGGCACUUUCAUUAAUAGGCUCGAUGUGGCUGUGCAUUCUGACUGCUUUGCAAAUGGGCAUUUCUUCACAGGACUGAGUUUCCAGCACUCAAUAAGACAGAUCUCUGAGUAACUGGGGACUUGGCCUGCCUUCUCUACUGAGCCUGGGGGAAGAUCGAAUGGAGAUGAGUUGAUUAUAUUCCAUGAAGUAAUAGCUUACUACCAGCCAGGGUUUAAACUACUUCACCUGUGGACUCCUCUAAAUUUUGCUUUCUUGGGGAAAAAUACAGGGGUUAGUGGAGGUCAUUUUUAAUACGUUUGCAUCCUUCUCCCUCCCUAACAAGUUGAUGUAAAGGAUAAGGCUGUGAGUUCUUUGGAUUGCACCUUCAAAUCAAAAUAGGAGGAGGAAAAGAAAGGGACAAUGGCUCUGAGUGGAAACUGUAGUCGUUAUUAUCCUCGAGACCAAGGGGCCACCGUUCCCAACUCCUUCCCUGAGGUCAUGGAGCUGAAUGUUGGGGGACAAGUUUAUUUCACUCGCCAUUCCACCUUAGUAAGCAUCCCUCACUCCCUGCUGUGGAAAAUGUUUUCCCCAAAGAGAGACACGGCUAACGAUCUAGCCAAGGACUCCAAGGGAAGGUUUUUCAUUGACAGAGAUGGAUUCUUGUUUCGCUACAUACUGGACUAUCUCAGGGACAGGCAGGUGGUCCUGCCUGAUCACUUCCCAGAAAGAGGAAGACUGAAAAGGGAAGCCGAGUACUUCCAGCUCCCAGACUUGGUCAAACUCCUGACCCCUGAUGAAGUCAAGCAAAGCCCGGAGGAAUUCUGCCAUAGUGACUUUGAAGAUGCCUCCCAAGGAAGUGACACAAGAAUCUGCCCCCCUUCCUCACUGCUCCCUGUCAACCGCAAGUGGGGUUUCAUUACUGUGGGCUACAGGGGGUCCUGCACCAUGGGCAGAGAGGGGCAGGCAGAUGCUAAGUUUCGGAGAGUUCCUCGGAUUUUGGUUUGUGGAAGGAUUUCCUUGGCAAAGGAAGUCUUUGGAGAAAGUUUGAAUGAGAGCAGAGACCCUGACCGAGCCCCAGAAAGGUACACCUCCAGAUUUUAUCUAAAAUUCAAGCAUCUGGAAAAGGCUUUUGAUAUGUUGUCGGAGUGUGGAUUCCACAUGGUGGCCUGUAACUCCUCGGUGACAGCAUCUUUCGUCAACCAGUAUACAGAUGACAAGAUCUGGUCGAGCUACACUGAAUACGUCUUCUACCGUGAGCCUUCCAGGUGGUCAUCCUCCCAUUGUGAUUGCUGCUGCAAGAACGGCAAGGGGGACAAAGAAGGGGAGAGUGGCACGUCCUGCAAUGACCUCUCCACCUCCAGCUGUGACAGCCAGUCUGAGGCCAGCUCUCCCCAGGAGACGGUCAUCUGUGGGCCCGUGACUCGCCAGACCAACAUCCAGACUCUGGACCGCCCCAUCAAGAAGGGCCCCGUGCAGCUGAUCCAACAGUCCGAGUUGCGGCGGAAGAGCGAUCUGCUCCGGACUCUGACUUCGGGCUCCAGGGAGUCGAACAUGAGCAGCAAAAAAAAAGCUGUCAAGGAGAAGCUCUCAAUUGAGGAAGAGCUGGAGAAAUGCAUCCAGGAUUUCCUCAAGAUCAAAAUUCCAGACCGGUUCCCCGAGAGAAAACAUCCUUGGCAAUCUGAACUGUUAAGGAAGUACCAUCUAUAGGGCAGGGCUUGGGGGGUGGGAGGAUAUAUAAACCGUGUAAGCAUUUGGGAAGUCAACGUCCUAAAGGAAAUUCACAUUUGCAAAGAAAAACAACAACUGACAAUACACAUUUGUUAGAACACAAUGCCCACUGAUAUACUACUGCCUAUUUACCUGAUUCACCUUAACACGUAACUUCACAGGGUAGAUUUCUUUCCAGACGUGAAAGUGUAAGAAAACCUUUUUUGGCUCGUUUAUUUGUUUGUUUGUUUGUUAACUUGGUCCCAUGUGCUGAGUACCUUACACGUAAUGAGAACCAGCUCCAGGAGAGUAGCUGAGGGUUCUUGGGAGUCAUUUAUCCCAGACUGGCUUUUCUCUCAUCUCCUACCUCCCUCCCUUGAAUGGGAGCGUGGUAGAAAGAUAUCUGGCCUAAUGGCAUAUGUUGGAUUGUUUUCAUUUUCCUUUUCCAUUUCUUAAUGGGGAGGGGGGAUGGCAGAUUUGUAUGGCUUCUCAGUCCAAUCUAUGACGUGACAGUUUCUGUGGACUCUGUAUGCCUGAGGGUUUGCGCAACGCAAGUAUAAAGAAGUAUGUAAACGCACACACAGCGCACAGGAGCCCAGGGCCCAGACGGCUGACAGGGUGCCCUGCUCCCAGCAGGCACUGUCUCGGAGCCCCGCACCCAGAGGAGCCUCUGCUCUUUCCUUAAAACCCUUCUGGGAAGAUUUCCCAGCCUCUCUUGGCAACACUUUCUAGCAUCAAAUAACCCUCAUCCUCCAGAAAUCGUUUUAUUUCAAAAUUAACACCCUCAGGCCCCAUUUUACUAAGUUGCUCUUUCUCUGCAAUCAGAGAGAGUGAGAAGAGGUAGUCAAACACUUUUUGUAUUAAACAAACAUUCCUAUCCACAAAACCCCCUACUCAAUGGCCUUCCUUACCCGGUGUAGUUCCCGCUGUGGCCUUCCCACACAGUCCACAUUAAAUUCUCUGCACUCCCAUGUAACUGUGGAAACAAGAACACCACACAGUUCACACUUGAAUCAGGGUCCAGCCUUUUGCUUCUUUAAGAGGGAAUUGUAUUCUUCACGCCUCCGAAUGAUCACUCGUAAGUUUGCACAACUGCAGUAUGACAUUGCUGCUUUCCUGUAGACAGCUGUGUUUGCGCUGGGAUUCUGGGACUUGGCUGUGUCCAUACGAGGACUGGCUGUCAUGUCUAAACAUGCUCUCGUGUCUAAACAACCCAACCAGAUAUCUGGAGCUCCAAAACUGAGGUUUUGACUUUCUAAAUUAUCUUUUGUGAUUGCAUCCUUGACCUUUAUAGACACAGCCAAAAAUAAACUGUUAAUAGCCAUCCAGCCAUGUGACUCUGAGUCUAUUAAUGCACCAAUAGCUUUUCCAUGGACUUGUGGUAAAUGAAGAUUAAGAGACCAGGUUUUAUUUUUAGCAUUCCUCAUGCAUUUCAGUGGGAACUGAAAAAUAAUUGGUCAACAUUAUUUUUGUGCCAAGUACUCCUAAUAUUUUAAAUGGUGUGUUUGUAUGUCUGUGUAUGUAUCACAGGUAAUAAAGGCAACUGGAUGAUGUCUGUAGGGGGGAAAUAAUGACCAAUUGCUUCCUUUGGAAAUCUUUUAUUGAUGCCUUUUUAUUAUGUAAGAGUCUUGAUUCCUAUUAUGAGUGCCCAUUAGCACAGGCCUCUCUUUCUGAAUUUUUGUAAUUCUUGCCUUUACACCUGUGCAACAGACUCAGCCAGUGUUUCCUUGUCAUGAUGGUUUGAAUAGAGUGUAAAGUUUUACUUAAGUGAAAAAGAAGGUGUAUUGGAGAGUUGAGUUGUCAAGAGAAUAAUGAUUUAUGAGUUUAAGUGGUUUUUCUUUUAUGCAUUAAUAUAUUAGCAGAUAUUUGCUCUUAACUGCAACAUAGUUUUGCAAAGCUUACCAAUAUGUCUUCAUUGUUUUCAAUGCUUCCUAACAACACAUCAAAAUACCAUCCUACUCAUAAUAAAGGAUCCUGCAAAGAAUCAAAGAACUUAGUAGGUCAAGAAAAAGUUGAAUUUGAUGAAAAUACCCUCAAAUUUACUUUGGUCAAAUGACUCUUGUGACCCUCCUAGAAGUGCUGUCAGAGUUGGGCUUACCCAAAUGACCAAGGUCCCAGCCUCCUCCAAUUUCAGACCCGACUUGAAUGGCAUGGAGAUGAAGAUACCCUUGUAGGAAGUGGAGAACUAAUGUGACAGGAGUCGGCCCACUGCUUUGACUACAUACUUUAAAUAGGAAAUCAAAUGCAUCAAAGAAAUUGUCAUGGCGUUUUUUCUGUCCCUUGACCUGUCAUGACUGUUUUCUGCAUAGGCACUCUGUACCCUCAGUGAACCCAACUAGGGCAGAAAAGCUGUUUAAAACAAAACAUCAUCAUCCGGCUCUGUCACUCACCCCACGUAGACCAAACACCUAAGACCACAGGAUGCUCAUUUGCUUGGCUGCUGCUGUAGAGAUGGACGUAGGUCUGGUCAGGAGGAAAACUCUGAGGAGACACCGAGUAAGCGGCCACCUUCAGACCGAGUUUGAGUGGAAUUGUUAAGAAGUGAUGUGUAUGUAGCCUGCGAUGUGGAAAAUGAGUUCUGAGCAAGGGAGUUAUGGAUUAAAUUCUCUAGCGGUAGUCACUGGUAGUCACUGUGAUUCAGGCCUGUUUCCCUGAACUUAAAAUUCUUUUGAGAACUUUUAGCUCAAUUCUGGACAGAACAGUAUCGGUGGCUCCCUUCUUGAAUACUGGUUAUGACAAGGGCCGUAAGUUGCUGAUAUGAAGAAAUGAAUAGCAUCCAGUAGGUCGAGUAAAUGAGGAGUCACUCGUGCAGAGACCCAGCCUGGGUUGCCUCCUAGGAAACCCUGCUGUCUAAAAUAAGGUGAACUUGAGGAGGUUGUCCCCUACAUGUGUGUGGUUCUCCUGAAGGCAGACACAUAUAUGUAUAAAGUCCUCCUAAGCCCCAUCAAGAAGGGAGUGACCUGUGUUCAUCAGAAAAAGGGGAAGACAGGAGAGCAAACCGUGAGAUCCUGUGGUAGUGUGUGCUCUCCCUCCCCCUCCCCCGCUAGGAAAAAACUGCACUGAUAUGUGGGCAUAAAACGGCAAAGUGACAUGGCUUCCAAAGUGCACAGUGAUGUUAUCCUUUGUAAUUGUAGGCACCAUUAUCUUGCUGGAAGUGCAUGCGUGGCAAAUUAAAAUAAAAGGGGAACGAUGCACAAACCCUAAGUGUUCCCCUCACUCUUUCUUCCUCCCUAGCUAUGUUUACCCCGAACCAGUUCAUUUGGGGGGUGCAUAUUUAUUAAAGGGGAGUCAACAUGGGGUUUUCACUUUUCAGUUGGCCUUGUUUGGUUCUGAGGCACCUUCCCCCGUAGGCACAGAUGUGUGUCGUUCAUUCCGGGUCCUCUGAGUUGCCACUGCUUGAGCUUCUGGAAUACUUUUGCUUUUCUGGGUUUUCAAUUCCUCUCUGAUUAUCCUUUGUCUAUGCCAAGCAAAACAUUCUCCAGUGAGAAAAUCAAAGGCAUAUAUGAUGUUUUGCAAAAUUACUUGAUUCCAGCUCCCAUGAACGGGAGCCAAACUUUGAUUCUCAUACAUUUUCCUUCACUACAGUUUCCACCUUCCCACUCUGUGGUUUCCACAGUGAAUUAACCCAGGGCACUUGAACCCUGGUAUUUCUGCUGUGCCCUGGAAGAUGUCAAGCUGUGGAAUCUGACUAACCUUGGCCUGCUAGGUGAUCUUUACUAGAAUUACUGAGACUCUUUGUGAACUCUCAGGUGGAAUUCUUUGUCACCUUCGCCUGACAUAGCAAUUUUCAAAGGAAAAAUGAAGACAGUUAUUUUUUCCCCCCAGUGACACUCUGGAAGAUAAAUGUGGUUUUUUUCCCCCAAUUUACAUGCUGAGUUACAGGUGCAGCAUGGACCAUUUCUCUCUCUAAUGUCUUGAUAUUGGUGGUAUCUUGCAAUCUCAAUGGCCCACUGUUUCAAUUCUUUUUUUAUUUUCUUCUAUGUUGUCAAAAUACUGCACUAGAGGAAGAAUCAGAAUGAGCAUCCUGUGUUCCAAAUUAACAUCAAGUUAGGUGUCGUUUGUGUAGGAUGACACAGUGAUUAAUGUCUGCAGAGAAGUUAGACCGGAUGAAACCUGCUGGAAUGAGUCUGAUUUAUAUUGCUUUCAUCAUUCUGGUUCUCGAUGAAGUGGUUAUUACUCUCCACCUCUACUGAAAGAAUAGAGUCUUAAACUUUAAUAAUCACAGUGUCUCAAUGUGACCACAGAAAGUAUUUGUCUUAAACGUCUGUUUUUGUCACUUUGCUAUAUACAUCAGCAUGGAGGUUCUUUCUUCAGUGACCUCCAUCGCAAACUGUUUGGCAGUGUUUUUCAACCCUUGGUGUGCCCAAAAGUCACGUGUGGCACUUGUUAAAAAUUCCUACAUCUAACCCCUGAGAGUCUUCAGAAACAUCAAGUAGGGCCAAGGAAUCUGCAUUUGGGGCUAGUAUUCUUAAUAAUUUGGAUGGGGUGGUCUGUGGACCUUACUUCAGGAAACUCUGCUAUUUUAGAGACUACACAGGGGUCAGCUUGUCUCUCACUUGCUAGUGGCACUUCCUUUCCACUACAAAUACAGCAGAGCGUGCAUUGCCUGCUAAGAGAAAAGGCCCAAAGAAGCCCACCCCAGGGCUAGGGCAGAGUGAGUUUCCGAGAUCGUUUUGUCCUUCUGUCCGUCAUCCAUAACCUCUUGUCCAUUUUGCAUGUGCUUGUACCUUUUGCUUAUUUAUUUAUUUUUACUGAACUAAAAGCCUGUAUAAAUAGUUCUGCCCCUGGGUAGAGGGGAGCACAUCUCUGAGUGAGAUGUAUCCUAAUGAUGCCCAACAGGCAAUAAAAACAAUGAACUCACCCAAGGAGAGAAGGAGAGCUCAUCUCCAGGCCCCUAGGCAGUGGGAGUCAGGAGCUGGAGAGUGAUCUCUAAUUCUACCCUGUGUGAGGACCCGUGAGGUGGGUCCAUUAUGAACAUAUGCACGUGUCACUGAUAGCACUAUACGAUGAUCAGUGGAUUUAGCUGUGUUUCACCGGUAAAAUGCUUUGAAGUGCUAUGUUUGUCCAAUUUGACUCACACAGGACUAUGGAGCUCUCAGAGAGUUGAAGACCCUGAUCCCCAACAUUAACUAAAAACUUCAAGCAAACCCUGGAGGGAGACUAAAUAUAAAAAGAGAAAUAAAGAGUGACUUUAAACUAGUGGUCAUAUUCCGUGUAUGAUGGCACGGAGUUCUGUAACUUUCUAGUCUCUCUGACGGGGGGAGAUGGCCCUACCCUGACUGUUUGGACAGAAGCCUUUUGGAGGGCUUCAGUGGUCUGGCUCAUUCUGCCCCCAUAACAAUAACUGGGGAGGCACCACUUUCCCUCACCCUGUAAGAAAUAGAGAACGAAUGGCUUACAUUCACGUUUGUCGAGAUUGUCAAUGAAUAUUUAGGUACCGCUACUGCCCAAGGAAGGUGGACAAUGGUUAAUGAAACCAAUGAGCUUGAGCCACUAGUUCAGAUUACUUGGCCACGAUUUCUAAAACUGUGGGGUUUGAUUCUGCUUGCCUUCCCUGUUCUACUUCCCAAGGGGGAUCCCUUUACUGCCCCAGCUUUAUAACCUUUUAAAAACAUGUUCCUCUUGUUUGUGAACAAAUUAUGUUGUUUAUUGGCUAAAGAAUUUUUGGUUCCUUAACUGUCCUUCUUGAUUGACUUUGCAAAGGCGAAGGGAAAUGUGCCCUGGCCCAGCAACUAUCAAGGGGUUGGUUUGGGGACAGGGGCGGUGAUUGUCCUGCUAUUCAGCACCUCGGGCCAACUGGAGGAUUUAGUAAGUCUCCUUUCUCCUGCAGCCUCUUCCGUCUUGUCAGUUUAUUCUUGGCAUUGACCUUUAAGGUAAUUCGCCUGCAUUUGGACAAUAAAAACCAACAUUACUCCCGACUGUCUCCCUGCGAGUGUGGACUCCAUCCAUCACAUGUGGAAGCAGGGUUGAUGCACUAGUAGUGGAGAAGGUUUGCUUUGUAAUUGCACUCAUGGGUGAGCAUGUGAGCACAUAAGUGUGCAUGUACACACACAUGCAGUUUUUAGGUUUGUGGUGAGUCAGUCAUUGGCUAAGGCCGGUGGAGACAGUCUUGAGUUACAAAGUUUCACAGUUUUUACCUCAGCACAGCAGUAGCUACUGAGGGUGUUGGUCCUUGAGAAUGUUGAGUAAAGCUGAUCUCCUGAUGUGAAAUUCAAACAGGUUUCUGGGUAAAAGUCAAACUUAUUUUCAUUUGUAUAGUGAACUAGUGGUGACUUCCUCAAAAAAUGAAAAGAAAGGAACAAGAAAGAGAAAAGGAAUGUUUUGAAAGCUAAAACAAAUUGAGGAUUCACAUGGGGCAUCUGUAGUUUCUCUCAGCUGCAGGCAGUGGUCAGUGGUUUGCGGCUGUGUGUGAGAGACUGGAACAAUGUCACUGGAUGCUGUCUCUGAUUCGGUGGGUUAUGUGCAUUUAAGGUGGUGACUGUCACGGGGGGUUGAUUUUGCAUCCCACGGGACAUUUGGCAAUGCCCGGGGACAGUUUUGAUUGUUGUGAUGUGAGAGGUGUUACAGGCAUUGCAUGAAAAAAGACCAGGGCUGCUGUUAAACACCCUACGGUGCACAGGGGAGCCCCACAGUGAAGGAUUAUCCAGCCCCACAUGUCAAUAGGACUGAGGUUGAGAAACCUGAGUUAAGUAAGGGUUGGCUCAAAUUUUUCAAGGCAUUCUUACCAUGUAGACAAAGGCCUUUGGAUCAAGAGAUAGGAAGAAAUAGAAGAAGAAUAAUUAAUCAUUGGUACCACCUUAAAGCUGUCCAGGGUUUACCUGACAUUAAAUACAACUAUCUCUUUGUACAGGUGUAAUUUAGAGGGAGAUUUAGAGGGAGAAAUGCAUCCCUUUUUCCCGGGCUGCGGUGGUGAUGGGCAGGCCUGUGGUCUAGGUCUCAGUGUUCUGCUUCAGUCUCUUUCUGCUUCUGAAAAAUGAUAACUCAGUGAAGACAGAAACCUUCUAACAGCUAAAUGUGUUUGUUACGAAGCACAACGGGAGCACUCUCAGUUCACCUGACCCUUUCAGAGAUGUUUUGAACCUGAUUAAUGGCAAACAGAAGGUGCUCUCAGAAAUGAAACGGAUAAAAGGGAGCAACUAGGGUUAGAAGAUGCCAGUGAUUUCAUUGCCUUUGACUGCUCAUUGUGGACUUCGUUUAAGCUUAGCCCCUCACUAGCGAUAACCCUUUGAUCUUGGAAAACAUGAUCCUCUGACUCACACAGGUGACCCCAUGCCCUCGUCUUCAAAGAUACAAAAAGUCUAAGCACAGAUCCUGGCUACUUAGCCUUAUGUCAUGUGUAUGUACUGACUUUAUUAGGACACAAAACAUAUUUGUGUCUUAAAUAAUUUGACAUUUUUCUUUUAAUUUAUCAUCUCAACCUCCCAGUAAUAGAAUAAAGGCUGGCACAUUCUAUCCCCAUUGCAUACAGGGGAAACUGAGGACCCAGGGAGCUGGUUAGCAUAAAUUUAUUCAUCUGUUCAUUCAUCGAUUCAGCAGGUAUUUGCUGCAUGCAUUUGAUCCUGCAGGUCACCACGGUGAGAUUCUGCUAGAGAAUCAAACUUGGGAUAUAGAACUUGAAUUCAGAUUGCCUAAAUCUAGACUGACAUUAUUUCCUUAUGUAGUUCUGAUCAACAUUCUAGACUUAUAGUUUAAAUAUGGUUAUAAAUAAUGUAUAUUAAGGAAUUACUAUUAUGUACUGGAAACUCCACUAAGUGCUUCAUAUGCCCUAGCACUGUCUGACCCAGUGAAAUGGGCCCUGUUCUCAUCCCCUUUUGCAGGUGAGGUAAAGGAUAGGGAAAGGGGCACAUAAUUCCACAGUGGCAGGUCCAGUUUAUCCUCUGGGUUAAGCCACCCAAAGGCUGAUGGCUUAACCACAUCGCAUCAUAACCUUUUCCCGCCGCAUUUCUCAUUUCCUCUACUCCAUGCAAAAGGCAGUGAGGAAGAAUCCAGACUGACACCCUCCUGAACAUUAUUGACUAUUUUCAAUGGCAAACUCCGAUAGCAGGCAUCUCCCCAGGAAACAAAGGAAAGGCAGACUUGGAGGGGUACUUUUACCUAGCACAAACUGUACUUUAUGGCACAAGGCUGAUCGAGGGGCAGCAAUAUGGUAGACCAGGCAGCUGGUGAGCACUGAUACCCUGUGAAACCCAAAGCGGCCAGAUAGCUUCCCCCCAGGAGGACUGCACCUGCCACCACUCAUGGUGCCAUUUCCAUGUUACUGGGGCAAAUUUCAUGAGAAGUGAAGUAGGCAGAUGUGCCUCUGUGUGUGUGUGUGUGUGUGUGUGUACAAGAAUGUAUCUGCCAUUGUCAUCUUUUGGCUUUUUAAGCAGUCGUGGGCUUUGUUCAAGACAGGUCAGGAAUCCAGGUGUGACUGGCUGCUCCCAGCAUCUUGUCACCACUGUGCUAAGUUGGGAACAUGAGAGACAGCUGCAGAAAAGAGGCGGCACUGAGAUAUGUGAGUGUGCACGAGAGGCGUGUGUGUGUGUG
Molecule: messenger RNA, 10259 nt
Organism: Phyllostomus hastatus (greater spear-nosed bat)
Lineage: Eukaryota; Metazoa; Chordata; Mammalia; Chiroptera; Phyllostomidae
Gene: KCTD16
Product: potassium channel tetramerization domain containing 16
Exons: 3
Coding region: 447-1733 (428 amino acids)
Biological process (GO): protein homooligomerization; regulation of G protein-coupled receptor signaling pathway
Cellular component (GO): postsynaptic membrane; presynaptic membrane
Molecular function (GO): protein binding
Source: RefSeq, a predicted model, not a curated record